AUGACGGCUCGACGCUCGAGUUCUGCGGAUGGUACUCGGUCAGCAGACCAGAAAGAUACGAUUGUGUCUCCACCAUCUCGAGCUCAAUCAUGUCCCUCGCUGGCUAUGCCGAGCAUACACUCUAUUCAGUAUAAGCCAGCGCCGUUGCUAGCAAUUUCAAGUACUUCUGUUUGUUAUGAGUACAAGCCAACGCCAUUGUUAGAGAUUUCAAGCAUCUCGGUGUGUUAUGAAGUUUCACAGCCUGAUACUUCUACCACAUCCCUGGCAGAGCGUAAAGAUAUUGUUACUGGUGUGCCAAUAACACCGCUGGGCGUCAAGCUCGACCCGGUGGGAGUCUCACCAGCGCCACCCAUAUCUACGGAUAAUGUAGUCGUCAAGCCCACGCCACUUUUCGUGGACAUCGACAACUCUAUGGACCAUGCCGUACGAGAAGAAAGCCCGAUCCAUAGCGAGCCAGCGAUGAAGAGCAAUUCCAGCAACUCUAGCGACCCUGAUAGCAGUUCCGGAGAUGAGCCCGUGAGCGUUAUCCUCGCUGAUCCGUACGAUACUCCAGGCGGCUCCUCCUCGAGUGACUCCUCGAGCGACUCCUCGAAAGAAUCUUCGAGCAAACCUAGUAAUUCUAGCCAUAUCUACAGAAGCAAAACAAGCAAAAGGACUAUCGACUUCGGAGAACUCAAGCAAAUGGCCGCCGAAGCCAAGACCUCAAAACCUUCUAACAAAGUCUGCCCAGAAAACACAACGAUUGCACCAGGAACAUCUCCAAGGCUCUCGAAGAAGAUAUCAAGGUCAAAAAAAGUGCGUAGCCGUUUAUCGGAACCUUCGAUUGGUCACCGCAUGAAGAAGAACAGGCCCUUACCCAGAGAUCGGUCCUCACUCCAAGAAGACCCCGAUGAUGCAAUCGUAAUCGAAGACUCAUCGAACGACGACCAUGAGGAGAUCGCCCAGCAAGACCCGGAUGAAACUCAAGAUCUGAUGGAGUUCGCCUAUUUGGAUGGAGGACAGAUUCCCUUAGAAAAGGGCGAACAGCCAACGCUCGAACAUAACCAGAAACGCUCAUCAAAACGUGUACGAGUACCGAGCUCGUAUCCAGGCUUCGUUGAAUGGAAGAGCCUUGUCGACACCAAGCUGGCAAAUUGCGACAGUCUUUGGCUAAAAACGCAAACUGAUUGGAUUUCCUUGCGCGAUAACACGAAAAAGUACACAGGAUCUCUAAUGAGCGGGUUUGACAAGAAAAUAUGCAGCGUUGCAAAAAGAUUCUCAUCAGGCAGGGUCUGCGCCUCCGAAGUGCUCGCGUUAGAAAAGUCUUGGCGCCUCACUUACACGGUGGCAUUGAUGCAGAUCAAGGACGAACGACACAAAAAGCAGCUUGGGGCGUUCAAUGCGAGAUUAAAACAAUUCGAAUCGGUAUCAAGAGGGAUACAGCCAGAACAUUUUGCCACAGAAGAAGACGAUGGAGAUGACAUAGACUGGACCCCAGACACCAAUCCCAAACGAAGGCGCGUCGAAUAG
Messenger RNA from Alternaria arborescens, 1509 nucleotides. RefSeq lists its product as hypothetical. The transcript has a single exon. The record is from RefSeq and is a predicted model, not a curated record. Bases 1 to 1509 code for a protein of 502 amino acids. NCBI's taxonomy places the organism in Eukaryota, Fungi, Ascomycota, Dothideomycetes, Pleosporales, Pleosporaceae.